AUGGUUAUACAGAAGAAGAUGCUCGAAGGCAAGAAAACUAGAGGCCGACAAAGGAUAGAAAUCAAGGAACUGGCGGAGGAAAGCAAAAAACAGGUAACUUUUUCGAAGCGGCGUGCCGGCCUCUUCAAGAAAGCCGGUGAGCUUUGUGUCUUGUGCGGCGCGGAAGUGGCCAUCAUCGUGUUCUCUCCGCAUAACAACGUGUUCUGCUUCGGCCACCCAGAUGUUGAAACCGUCCUCGACCGCUAUCUCACUGGAAAUCAUUCAUCCUUCUCGCACACGAGUUCGUCUGAUCUGCACGAUCAAAACCUUAGUAACGUUAAUAAUGUAGCUGCAGCGGAGUAA
Messenger RNA from Carya illinoinensis, 342 nucleotides. RefSeq names its product agamous-like MADS-box protein AGL62. Gene Ontology annotation, molecular function: RNA polymerase II cis-regulatory region sequence-specific DNA binding; protein dimerization activity; DNA-binding transcription factor activity, RNA polymerase II-specific. Gene Ontology annotation, biological process: positive regulation of transcription by RNA polymerase II. The record is from RefSeq and is a predicted model, not a curated record. The transcript has a single exon. Bases 1 to 342 code for a protein of 113 amino acids. NCBI's taxonomy places the organism in Eukaryota, Viridiplantae, Streptophyta, Magnoliopsida, Fagales, Juglandaceae.